Messenger RNA from Lynx canadensis (Canada lynx), 3860 nucleotides. RefSeq names its product GDNF family receptor alpha 1 (gene GFRA1). Gene Ontology annotation, molecular function: signaling receptor activity. The record is from RefSeq and is a predicted model, not a curated record. Lineage: Eukaryota; Metazoa; Chordata; Mammalia; Carnivora; Felidae. Gene Ontology annotation, biological process: nervous system development. The transcript has 11 exons. Bases 329 to 1735 code for a protein of 468 amino acids. Gene Ontology annotation, cellular component: external side of plasma membrane; signaling receptor complex.
GCUGGAGGAAGAGCUGCUGCCGCCGUGUGCUUCGCCUCCCGGCAGCUGCUGGCUCCGCUCGCAGCGCUCGGAAAGUUGGGUCAGACCUGAACCCCUAAAAGCGGAACCGCCUCCCACCUUCGCGCCAGCCGCCCGCCGGGAGCUGAGUCGCCGGCGGCGGCGGCGGCGGACGGACCCGGGAGUUUCGUCUCGCACUGGAUGGAGCUGAACUUUGGGCGGCCAGAGCAGCGCGGCCGUCCGGGGAACGCUGUAUGCUGAGCUCCCCCGGCGAGACCCAGCGGCGGCUCGGGAUUUUUUGGGGGGCGGGGACCAGCUGCGCGCCGGCACCAUGUUCCUGGCGACCUUGUACUUCGCGCUGCCGCUCCUGGACCUGCUCCUGUCGGCGGAGGUGAGCGGCGGGGACCGCCUGGACUGUGUGAAAGCCAGCGAUCAGUGCCUGAAAGAGCAGAGCUGCAGCACCAAGUACCGCACGCUGAGGCAGUGCGUGGCGGGCAAGGAGACCAACUUCAGCCUGACAUCGGGCCUGGAGGCCAAGGACGAGUGCCGCAGUGCCAUGGAGGCCCUCAAGCAGAAGUCUCUCUACAACUGCCGCUGCAAGCGGGGUAUGAAGAAGGAGAAGAACUGCCUGCGCAUCUACUGGAGCAUGUACCAGAGCCUGCAGGGAAAUGAUCUGCUCGAAGAUUCCCCUUAUGAACCAGUUAACAGCAGAUUGUCUGAUAUAUUCCGGGUGGUCCCAUUCAUACCAGAUAUUUUCCAGCAAGUGGAGCACGUUCCCAAGGGGAACAACUGCCUGGACGCCGCCAAGGCCUGUAACCUCGACGACACCUGUAAGAAGUACAGGUCCGCGUACAUCACCCCGUGCACCACCAGCAUGUCCAACGAGGUCUGCAACCGGCGCAAGUGCCACAAGGCCCUGCGGCAGUUCUUCGACAAGGUUCCGGCCAAGCACAGCUACGGAAUGCUCUUCUGCUCCUGCCGGGACAUCGCGUGCACGGAGCGGAGGCGGCAGACCAUCGUGCCCGUGUGCUCCUACGAGGAGAGGGAGAAACCCAACUGCCUGACUUUGCAGGACUCGUGCAAGACGAAUUACAUCUGCAGAUCUCGCCUUGCGGAUUUUUUUACCAACUGCCAACCGGAGUCAAGGUCUGCCAGCAGCUGCCUGAAGGAAAACUAUGCUGACUGCCUCCUCGCCUACUCAGGGCUUAUUGGUACAGUCAUGACCCCCAACUACAUAGACUCCAGUAGCCUCAGCGUGGCCCCAUGGUGUGACUGCAACAACAGUGGGAAUGAUCUGGAAGAGUGCUUCAAAUUUUUGAACUUCUUCAAGGACAAUACAUGUCUCAAAAAUGCAAUUCAAGCCUUUGGCAAUGGCUCCGAUGUGACCGUGUGGCAGCCAGCCCUCCCAGUUCAGACCACCACUGCCACCACCACCACAGCCUUCCGGGUCAAGAACAAGCCCCUGGGACCUGCAGGGUCGGAGAAUGAGAUCCCCACUCAUGUUUUACCACCUUGUGCAAAUCUGCAGGCACAGAAGCUGAAAUCCAACGUGUCGGGCAGCACGCACCUCUGUCUUUCUGAUCGUGAUUACGAAAAGAACGGCCUUGCUGGUGCUUCCAGCCACAUAACCACAAAAUCAAUGGCUGCUCCUCCAACGUGUGGUCUGAGCCCGCUGCUGGUUCUGGUGGUAACCGCCCUGUCCACCUUUUUGUCUUUAUCUUUGGCAGAAACAUCGUAGCUGCAUUUAAAAAAAAAAAACAACAACAAUGCGGACAUGUAAAAAGACAAAAACCAAGCUAUCUGUUUCCUGUCCUCUUGUAUAUCUGAAAUUCCAGUUUUAGGAGCUCAGUUGAGACACUGGGAAAACAGUUUCAUUCAACUGGAACUUUUUCUUUCUUUCUCUCUUUUCUUUUUUCUUUCUUUCUUCCUUUUUUUUUUUUUUUUUUUUUUUAAGAAAUCUUGUGAACCUUAGGGCUUCUAUGGGAUACCUGAUGCUGUGCUACAUUCCAAAUUCAAAAGGCUUUGGGGCAUGCUGUGUCGUAAAGGGGGAGUUUGUAAACUUGGCUGUCUAACAAACUGGGCCCAUGUUUUACAUGAUGAUGUCGAUGACUUUAACAAUUUACCUCUGGCCGUUACUAGCAAGAGAAAGGAGUUAGUAUUGUUAAAGAAUCUUCCAGAGUCACGUAAUGACUGGUUUCUAAUGACAUCAUUUUAGCCUAACAUGGGUGCAGGUUUUGGUAGGAUUUUUUUUUUUUUUUUUUUUUUUUUUUUGUCACAAAGCAAAGAUCCUCAUCAAGGGGAUCUCGAUGGACUUUGUGCAAACCAGUUUGCAUCAAUGUUCACCUUUUCUAUAUGUACUAACAUUUUCCACAUUGUGUACUACAAACAGUUCUACACUCUCCUACCAAACAAAAGACACCUGUUGCAUCCAAACAUAGUGUCUGUCUUCUAGUCAGUGUGGCGGAGGGGAGUGGGGGGAGGCGAGUGUGCAUGAACGUUUGCAGUACCUUGAUUGUUGAACAACACUCUGCUAAGCCUUCCCUGAGCGAGAAGCCCUUUAACUAACAGGAGUCCAAUAUAGCCGAUAUGUCACUCUAAUACUCUUUACACGUAUGAAGUUAUAUGUAGGAAAAAAAUUUUACUACCAAAUGAUUUCAACUAUUGGCUUUCUAUAUUUUGAAAGUACUGAUACUGUCUUCAUUUUUUACUGAUGAUUUAAUACAAAAUACAGGGAGCUCGUUUCCCCUCUCGUAAGUGGUGUUCGCUCCGAUGUUAACUUCACGAAGACAGCUCUUCAAAAGCAGACUGGGACGAGUCUGUGCUUUAGCAGAAAGCUCUGCACCCCGUUACUGUGGACAGGCAGGAGGAAACAGAACAGCCAGGUGUUGUCCUUUAUCAUUUCUUGACAUGCAAGCGUGCAUUCCCGUGAGGAAACUGGUGGCCAUUUGUCAAUGCCCUGCAAAAUCUGAUGGCACCUGUGACAGUUGACACAAUCCAGUACCUUGGUUUUCAUGUGACUUGACAGAGACUGGUUUGGCUGGGACGGAGGGCGGGGACCUGCUGCCCUCUCUUCUGAAGCAGAUCCUUGCCAGCCUACCCGGGUCUUUUCCUGAGGGUUGUCUUGACUCUCAAUGGUGAUGACCUCACCGCUGGUUACAGUGAUUUGGUCUGAAGGUCAUCAGGACCCUACUUGCAUCUUGUUAUGUUGUGUGUCCUCCAUGACAGACUCUGACAGACUGUGUGGGAAAGAAAGAAGGCUGUGGAUCAGGAGGACCAAUGAUAGGUCUGUGGAGAAGAGUUGGCUGGUAAAGAUAUAAGGAACAGGACUCUGGAUACAAGGCAUCUGGCUUGUUCACUGCACAUCAUCUUCCAUCAUUCUCAUCCUUAAACAAGUAGACCCUGAAGUGCACUUUCAAAGUCUGGUUGAUGGCGACAUUCCGAAUCUGCAAUGAUCGAGUGCUAGGAGCCAUGCUUCUCCAACACUGAGUAGAGAAGAGGAGAUUCCACCUGAAGAGAGUGCUGGGAGCAUUAUCUCUCCCACAUCAGUAGGGGGGCUGGAGGAGGAACUCAAGGUGCACAGUUCAUACUGAUCCCCUUUGCCCGCUGAUGUUUGCCUUGUAAGAAUUAAUCAAAUCACUGGGGUGGGAAAUCUGUUCGAUCCAAGAUAAAGGCAUAGUCUUUUAGCUCCUAUUGGUGUUUGAAGUACAUUUAUAUCCAAAUGUUAAUAAACAUAAAUGUAUAAUACCAAGUACUGAGUUUUUUCAGUUCAAACUGUUUUCAAGGGAAAUUCAUCAAACAGAUUUGAGUCGUGAAAGGUUUCAUAAAGACUCUGACUUUGAAUAAACACAUUAAAUGUGUCGAAA